This is a messenger RNA of Procambarus clarkii (red swamp crayfish), 3114 nucleotides long. NCBI's taxonomy places the organism in Eukaryota, Metazoa, Arthropoda, Malacostraca, Decapoda, Cambaridae. The record is from RefSeq and is a predicted model, not a curated record.
AUGGCCAAUCACUUCGCGAGAAAGGGGGUUUCCGCCAGUCAGGCACGGUGUUUGGUGGCUGCUUGGACUGAACACUUGGGGGCCUUGUUGAUGAAGACAGACUGUUCUGUUGAUGAUUUUGCUCUAGUGGCAAGUGAACCACGAGACUUCAAACCUCAGGGUUCUCACAGGUCAGACAUCACAGUCAGACAUCACAGUCAAACAUCACAGUCAGACAUCACAGUCAGACAUCACAGUCAAACAUCACAGUCAGACAUCACAGUCACACAUCACAGUCAGACAUCACAGUCAGACAUCACAGUCACACAUCACAGUCAGACAUCACAGUCACACAUCACAGUCAAACAUCACAGUCAGACAUCACAGUCAAACAUCACAGUCAGACAUCACAGUCACACAUCACAGUCAAACAUCACAGUCAAACAUCACAGUCAGACAUCACAGUCACACAUCACAGUCAAACAUCACAGUCAGACAUCACAGUCACACAUCACAGUCAAACAUCACAGUCAAACAUCACAGUCAGACAUCACAGUCACACAUCACAGUCAAACAUCACAGUCAAACAUCACAGUCAGACAUCACAGUCACACAUCACAGUCAAACAUCACAGUCAGACAUCACAGUCAAACAUCACAGUCACACAUCACAGUCAGACAUCACAGUCACACAUCACAGUCAGACAUCACAGUCACACAUCACAGUCAAACAUCACAGUCAGACAUCACAGUCAAACAUCACAGUCACACAUCACAGUCAGACAUCACAGUCACACAUCACAGUCAGACAUCACAGUCACACAUCACAGUCAAACAUCACAGUCAAACAUCACAGUCAAACAUCACAGUCAGACAUCACAGUCAGACAUCACAGUCAAACAUCACAGUCAGACAUCACAGUCAAACAUCACAGUCAAACAUCACAGUCAGACAUCACAGUCAGACAUCACAGUCAAACAUUACAGUCAGACAUCACAGUCAGACAUCACAGUCAGACAUCACAGUCAAACAUCACAGUCAGACAUCACAGUCAGACAUCACAGUCAAACAUCACAGUCAGACAUCACAGUCAGACAUCACAGUCAGACAUCACAGUCAAACAUCACAGUCAGACAUCACAGUCAAACAUCACAGUCAGACAUCACAGUCAGACAUCACAGUCAGACAUCACAGUCAGACAUCACAGUCACACAUCACAGUCACACAUCACAGUCAGACAUCACAGUCACACAUCACAGUCAGACAUCACAGUCAGACAUCACAGUCAAACAUCACAGUCAAACAUCACAGUCAGACAUCACAGUCACACAUCACAGUCAGACAUCACAGUCAGACAUCACAGUCAGACAUCACAGUCAGACAUCACAGUCAGACAUCACAGUCAGACAUCACAGUCAGACAUCACAGUCAGACAUCACAGUCACACAUCACAGUCAAACAUCACAGUCAGACAUCACAGUCAGACAUCACAGUCAAACAUCACAGUCACACAUCACAGUCAAACAUCACAGUCAGACAUCACAGUCAAACAUCACAGUCAAACAUCACAGUCAGACAUCACAGUCAAACAUCACAGUCAAACAUCACAGUCAGACAUCACAGUCAAACAUCACAGUCAGACAUCACAGUCAAACAUCACAGUCAGACAUCACAGUCAGACAUCACAGUCAAACAUCACAGUCAAACAUCACAGUCAGACAUCACAGUCAAACAUCACAGUCAAACAUCACAGUCAGACAUCACAGUCAAACAUCACAGUCAGACAUCACAGUCAGACAUCACAGUCAGACAUCACAGUCAAACAUCACAGUCAAACAUCACAGUCAGACAUCACAGUCAGACAUCACAGCCAAACAUCACAGUCAGACAUCACAGUCAGACAUCACAGUCAGACAUCACAGUCAGACAUCACAGUCAAACAUCACAGUCAAACAUCACAGUCAGACAUCACAGUCAGACAUCACAGCCAAACAUCACAGUCAAACAUCACAGUCAGACAUCACAGUCAGACAUCACAGUCAAACAUCACAGUCAAACAUCACAGUCAAACAUCACAGUCAAACAUCACAGUCAGACAUCACAGUCAAACAUCACAGUCAGACAUCACAGUCAGACAUCACAGCCAAAUAUCACAGUCAGACAUCACAGUCAGACAUCACAGUCAAACAUCACAGUCAGACAUCACAGUCAGACAUCACAGUCAGACAUCACAGUCACACAUCACAGUCAGACAUCACAGUCAGACAUCACAGUCAAACAUGAGAGUCAGACAUCACAGUCAGACAUCACAGUCAGACAUCACAGUCAGACAUCACAGUCAGACAUCACAGUCAGACAUCACAGUCAGACAUCACAGUCAAACAUCACAGUCAGACAUCACAGUCAAACAUCACAGUCAGACAUCACAGUCAAACAUCACAGUCAAACAUCACAGUCAGACAUCACAGUCAAACAUCACAGUCAAACAUCACAGUCAGACAUGACAGUCAAAAAUCACAGUCAAACAUCACAGUCAAACAUUACAGUCAGACAUGACAGUCAAAAAUCACAGUCAAACAUCACAGUCAAACAUCACAGUCAAACAUCACAGUCAAACAUCACAGUCAAACAUCACAGUCAAACAUCACAGUCAGACAUCACAGUCAGACAUCACAGUCAAACAUUACAGUCAGACAUGACAGUCAAAAAUCACAGUCAAACAUCACAGCCAAACAUCACAGUCAGACAUCACAGCCAAACAUCACAGUCAGACAUCACAGUCACACAUCACAGUCAGACAUCACAGUCAGACAUCACAGUCAAACAUCACAGUCAGACAUCACAGCCAAACAUCACAGUCACACAUCACAGCCAAACAUCACAGUCAGACAUCACAGCCAAACAUCACAGUCAGACAUCACAGUCAAACAUCACAGUCAAACAUCACAGCCAAACAUCACAGUCAGACAUCACAGCCAAACAUCACAGUCACACAUCACAGUCAGACAUCACAGUCAGACAUCACAGCCAGACAUCACAGUCAAACAUCACAGUCAGACAUCACAGUCAAACAUCACAGUCAAACGCAACUUUAAAACUGUCUAAAACUGCUAUAGGUUCCUCCACACACCUCUAA